Messenger RNA from Theobroma cacao (cacao), 306 nucleotides. Its product is annotated as auxin-responsive protein SAUR40-like. The record is from RefSeq and is a predicted model, not a curated record. Gene Ontology annotation, biological process: response to auxin. NCBI's taxonomy places the organism in Eukaryota, Viridiplantae, Streptophyta, Magnoliopsida, Malvales, Malvaceae.
AUGGGAGCAAGAGCUAGUAAGCUGAACAGAUUGAUCGGAGGUCGAAGGAGUAUGCGGUUUGGGGUUCCUCCGUCGACCCCGAAAGGCUAUGUUCCGGUAUGUGUAGGGGUCAACGACGAUACGAGGCGGUUCAUCGUGCACACGACCACCUUACGUGAUGCAGAUUUCCUGGAGUUGCUAUGUAAAUCAGCUGAAGAAUAUGGGUUUUGUAAUCAAGGCAUUUUGAGGAUUCCUUAUGCAGCAAAGGAUUUUGAGGAGUGGAUUAUGAUGAGAAGGGCUAAACAAAAGAUUGUUCGUGUUAGUUGA